AUGCCCAUCUCAACAUUUCCCGCAGAGCUCAUAUACCAUAUAUUAUCGCAAAUAUUUCCGCCAGAAGGGUGGGGCAAGUACUGGCCUCUGACGCGCUCUGUUCAUGAUGUCAAGCACUUCCUGAACCUGAGGCUUGUCUGCAAGGAGUUUGACAUGAUUGUUCUCGAUUACUUUUUGACAAAGGAGAUUCUUGCAGAGGACUUUGACCAGGCAUGUCUUCAGCGGCUGGACCCGCCAACGCCAGCGGCAAUCCGGAUGGGCCGUCGACUGCUAGCCCGGCAGAUUGAGCGAGAUAAGGCCCGGGACACUGGAAAUCCACUUGUACGUGAGAUCAUCGCGGUUGUGGACGCUGCUGUCAGCCAUCUACAAGACGGCCAACCGAGCCGAGACGACGUUGAGCAGCUGCGCGAGACGUAUACGCAGGGCCUGGUGACUGCCGUUAUUGGGUUCUCCGGGCUAUCGAAAACGGUCUUGGAAGGUAUGGUGAAGGGGACCAACACGCGGAGAUCGCAAGCCGCUUUGCGACGCCCCGGCCAAAGAUAUCUCAACCUGGCGUUGACAACCGCCGCAACACUAGGUCGUAUCGAGGACAUGAAGUUACUCAUGGAAAAAGGUGCAGAUCCUCUGUUUGAUGAACGGGGUGAAUGGAUUGGCACGCCGCUGUAUGGAGCAGCAAUUGGGGGCCAUAUAGACGCAAUCAACCUCCUGGUCAAUCAGGCAGGUGACGAUCUGAAUAGGGAUAGCAGAUAUUCAGGGCACACGCCCCUGCACUAUGCCGCACUGAAUGGGCAUGAGCAAUUGGUGCAGUGGCUUUUAAAGCACAAUGUCCAACCUGACGAGCGGAAUUAUUCUGACCAGACGCCACUAUUCUGCGCGGCAAGUAGUGGCUACGCCGGGAUUGUGAAGGAGCUGUUAGACUUCGAUCGCGAGCAAUCCGAGGAAUUUAUGGCGAAGCCACCGCAGACCGAAGGCGACAUGGCGUAUCACAAUGGGUACGUCGACUGGAUACGCACUAAUAUAGAGGGCAUUAACUUGAUUGACGUUGAUGCGGAGGAUUCUCGUGAAAGGACACCCUUGAUCAUGGCCGUGCAGAGGGGAUAUCUGAAGACUGUCGAAGAGCUCAUGGAAAGGGAGGAUCUGAACAUAAACCGUCGCAAUGCCGAAGAAUAUGAUAUGAGUCCUUUGGCGACUGCAGCCUCGAAAGGCUAUGAAGAAAUAUUCCGCCUUAUCCUUUCUCACCCCUCGGUUGAAAAGAGUACCAGAGAUAGUAGUGGCCAUGGGAUUCUUAAGCACGCUGCCGCGGGCGGAAAUAUCAACAUCGUGCGAGAAGUACUCAAAUGGCCAAAUGUAGAUGUCAAUUUGCGUGGCGCCGACGACUCUACCCCUCUCAUGUGGGCUGCCUUGUAUGGCCACGAGUCGAUUGUUAGAAUACUGAUCGAUGAAGGUGCGGCAGUGGAUCUUUUCACGAGCCAGCUACACCUGCAAUUGAUGCGACUGCUAGGGUCCGAUCCCACUGAUGUGGCCCCCAGCAUUGAGCUUCUGAAUGCCAUGACGGGAAGAACAGCGGUGCUGGUUGGCUCAUCAGCGCUUGAUGCCGCAGUACAUGGUGGCCAUGAGGGCACCGUAAAGGUGUUGAUGGAACACCCUGAUGUUCAACUUGACCAAUAUGACUUCGAUGACCGGACUCCCUUUGCCAACGCCGCUCUCACGGGGCACGCCGGUGUCGUGAAGCUCCUCCUGGAGCGAGGUGGUGCGACCAAUGAAUGGUCACGAGAUAUUACCGGCUGCACGCCAUUGAUUCUUGCCGCUCGGGCAGGCAAUGAGGAUGUCAUCAAAGUUCUGCUGGAGCAUUCGGAUGACCCUCUCAACUGCUCAGAUCGCGAAGGCCAUUCGGCGCUGGUGCAUGCAGCAAAGGCAGGCCACAAAGGUGUGGUGGAGUUGCUGCUGAAACACCCGAAAAUUGAGGUUGACUGGGCUCUUGCGGCGGCGGCGGGUGAGAAUAAUAAGGCGAUUGUGCGCAUGUUGCUGAAUAGGAAUGUGGUCAAGUCUAAGCGUGAAAUACAGCGAGCUUUGCUGUUCACAGAAGAAGCCCGACUGGAUGAAAUGCAUGCCUUUCUGGUUCCAUACCUGGAGACAAUGCCCGAAGAGUGAACAGAGAGUGAUUGUUGGUAGGUUUGUUAUCAUUGCCAAACUCUCCAUGGAGCUUAUGAAUGAACGACUUCUAUAAAUACAAAAUCCAUUCCAGCUAUGC
Molecule: messenger RNA, 2251 nt
Organism: Aspergillus nidulans FGSC A4
Lineage: Eukaryota; Fungi; Ascomycota; Eurotiomycetes; Eurotiales; Aspergillaceae
Product: ankyrin repeat domain-containing protein
Exons: 2
Coding region: 1-2151 (716 amino acids)
Source: RefSeq, a predicted model, not a curated record